Molecule: messenger RNA, 2175 nt
Organism: Sporisorium graminicola
Lineage: Eukaryota; Fungi; Basidiomycota; Ustilaginomycetes; Ustilaginales; Ustilaginaceae
Exons: 2
Coding region: 1-2175 (724 amino acids)
Biological process (GO): regulation of transcription by RNA polymerase II
Cellular component (GO): nucleus
Molecular function (GO): RNA polymerase II cis-regulatory region sequence-specific DNA binding; DNA-binding transcription factor activity, RNA polymerase II-specific
Source: RefSeq, a predicted model, not a curated record
AUGGAUUCGGCCAUAUCACAACAUGUCGGUAAGAAGGGUGCAGGCCCUCUUACGUCGAUCCGCCUUUCCUCGACAGAAUCCCGUUCGCAUAUAUCUACAGUUACUCCAACUGUACUGCGCAAGAUACCACGUCCGCCCAACGCCUUCAUUCUCUAUCGCUCUAACAAGAUGCGCGAACUCAAGAACCAGAAGAAUCCUCAGGGUUUGUCAGAUACUGGUCUUGAUAAGCUUGACUACCAGCGUCAACUGAGCAAAGUCAUUGGUCAACUCUGGCGCGACGAGACCGCAGAAGUCAAGGCUGCCUUCUACGAAAAGGCACAGCAAGCUGCUCUGGAGCAUAGACAAAGAUACCCGGAAUACCGUUACCAGCCUUCCGUCAAGAAAGCCGCCUCUCGAGAACACGAGACACAUGCCAUUACAGCUUCAUCCGCUGCAAGCGGUGCCCCUGAAAGGCUGGACGACACUGACGUUUCUCCAGGCGAUCUCAGUGGUCCCUUGUCCGGCUCUGGCUCUGGUAGCGGCCGCAAGAGGGCUUCCCUCGAAGGCGCCAGGUCCAAGGGCUCUCCCUAUUCCACCAGUCGGCAUCGCCGCACCUCAUCUGCCGGUACUUCCUCCCCGACUGCCCAACAGACGAGCUCUAACUUGAGCCGGCAGCGUGCACAUGUCUUGCUGCAUGCAGCCGGUGCUACUGCUGGGCAAUCUAGCGCCAGCGUGCCGCUUACUCGUUCGAAGUCGUUCGGGGCUUCAAGCCAGAGAUCCAAUCAGAGACGCUCCGCUAAGCCCUCUACCAGGAGAUCUUUGGACGGCCGGGUUUCACAGAUUGCUACAACGAGCACAUCCUUCGACACGCUGGUUCCUCAGCGUCUCCGCGAUACCCGCGUAUUUCUCGCUCCUCACACACCUCCGGCCCUUCCCAUCGGUCAGGCGAUCACCACGAACGAGUCUGGCACAGGCCACGAGGAUCAGGGGCAUCAGGAACACCUGCACAAGCCAAAGAGCACUCUCUUUGACGCUGUCAGGAGUGCGCUGCCACCUGAGCGGCGUGCUUUCCUCCAAGAAGCGCUCGCCAUGAAGGGCUACGCUCGAGCACUCCCCAAUCCAAUUACGAACCGUUCCGUCGCAACAAACCCACAAAGCGACCGUUGGACCUCCGCGAACAGCACCUUUCCUUCGCAUACCUGGCAAAGUCAAGGAAUGGCAAGCAAUCCCCCGAGUCAGAGCUCGUACUCGACAGCUCAGCACGAGCUUUCCUCCAACUUAGAUCCUGCCAAUCAGGCUCCCCUUGGACCGAACUUGAAUCUCCUCAUUCGUGCCUCUAGUGGUGCAAACUAUGCUGAUCUCGCCGAUUGGAGCCAACCAGACCCCUGCUGGCUGAGCAACUCUCAAACCCAGACACCAUCCUCUGGCGACGCUGCGCCUCUGAAAACCAUCGUUCACGAGGCCUAUACUGGUCAAACCGGUGGUGAACGGCUGUCACCGCAAUGGACAAGUGUCUAUGUCGGUCCGCAGCUCCAUUGCGCCCAGCCGUUGGCUUCAUUUGAGCCCAUUGAUAUUUCGCAAUGCGUGCCAGCAGACUACGAGAUCAAUCACUCGAAUUCUGCCUUCGUGGAGCUGUCAGAGCCCGACAGCUCAGGACAGGUACAAGGCCAUUUCUAUGGUCUCAAUGGCCAGCUAGUCGGUCAAGGAAGGGUAGACGGGACGGAGCUCGGCUCCAAUGUUGUCCAGGAGUACCUUGACGAGGAAGCACGUCAGAGAAGAGUAGUGGAUCAGCUUUUAAUGCAGAUGAUGACGUCCGGUACCUCCUCGAACUCCUUAUUGGGCUGCACCUUGCAUCCUUACCUGGUUGACGAGGGAGCAACGCACUUGCAAGGUGGAAGUCAAGAUCCGGCAUCCUCAACCUACGGCCGAGCGCAGUGGCAGAGCUGGUCUCAAGAUGCCGCCGUGGAGCCGGAGGGCAUGGUGGACCAGAGCGGCAGCCAGUCAUCCAUGGUCGCUACGGGCUCGCAUGUGGUGGACGCCCACGUGUUUCAUGACGGCUUCCAACCAGCUGCUUUCGAACCACAGGUGCCUUCAAUGAUGCCACAUCGGGAAGCACGUCGGCGCCUGCUCCUACGAACAAGACUGUGCAAAAACAACAUCAAGCAGAUCCAGCAACCAUUAAUCCACUUCAGCUGA